CGCAGCCUGGCUCCAGCUGGCGACGCGGUCGCCCCGGCCUUUAUAAAGGCGCGCGCGGCGGCGCCAGGAGCACUCGCUAGCUGGGCGCGCGACCGGUGUCACGGGAAACCUUCCAGUCUCCGCUCGCGACCGCUCCGCCUUCUCCUCUGUGGAUAACUUGCUGCUCGCGGACUGCAUCAUGACUCUGGAAGAAGUCCGUGGACUGGACGCGGUUCCGGACAGCACCGCCAGGAUGCAGGGCGCCGGGAAAGCGCUGCACGAGCUGUUGCUGUCGGCGCAGCGCCAGGGCUGCCUCACCGCCGGAGUCUACGAGUCAGCCAAAGUCCUGAACGUCGACCCAGACAACGUGACUUUCUGCGUGCUGGCGGCCGACGAGGAGGACGAGGGCGACAUCGCGCUGCAGAUCCACUUCACUCUGAUCCAAGCGUUCUGUUGCGAGAACGACAUCGACAUUGUGCGCGUGGGCGACGUGCAGCGGCUGGCGGCCAUCGUGGGCGCUGGCGACGAGGCGGGAGCGCCGGGAGACCUGCAUUGCAUCCUCAUUUCGAACCCCAAUGAGGACGCUUGGAAAGACCCGGCCUUGGAGAAGCUCAGCCUGUUUUGCGAAGAGAGCCGCAGCGUCAACGACUGGGUGCCCAGCAUCACCCUCCCCGAGUGAAAGCCCAGGGGGAUCUUUGGUCUGAUCGACUUGUGACGCCCUGGGGCGCCUAGCGUGCGGCUGGCUCUGUGGAUGCGCCCGCGGAGGGCGCCGGAGUGCGGCGUGGAGGCUGGCAGGCGGGUGGCGCGUGGAGAGCGAGCAGCAAGGAGGUGCGGUUCCCGAGGAGGGGGCCGUCAGCGUCAGACACUGGCUGACCCCGAGCCUAGGACUCUACAAGUGUGGGGGAGCGGCUGCUGUCCCAGGAAGGCCGGAGGCGGGACGUUGGCCGCCCGGCAGUGAAGGACGGACUGGCCCGGCAAGCGUGACUCAGCAGCCGGCGCUCCCGGCAGGAAGGAGGGGAAAAGGCCAAGCGAGGCGGCCUGGAGUUGGGUUACAGGAUCUCUGACGGACUUAGCAGCUUGCACUGCUGUUUCAGAGCAGAUCCGGGAGGCUCGAUUUUUUUUCUAGAGGAUGCUGCAGUUGAAGCUUUGAAUUGCACAAUAAACUUAUUGA
This is a messenger RNA of Condylura cristata (star-nosed mole), 1150 nucleotides long. RefSeq names its product growth arrest and DNA-damage-inducible, gamma (gene GADD45G). The record is from RefSeq and is a predicted model, not a curated record. Gene Ontology annotation, cellular component: cytoplasm; nucleus. Lineage: Eukaryota; Metazoa; Chordata; Mammalia; Eulipotyphla; Talpidae. Gene Ontology annotation, biological process: regulation of cell cycle. The transcript is spliced from 4 exons. Bases 179 to 658 code for a protein of 159 amino acids.